Frankliniella occidentalis (western flower thrips) is the source of this 11236-nucleotide messenger RNA. RefSeq lists its product as uncharacterized. The record is from RefSeq and is a predicted model, not a curated record. Gene Ontology annotation, molecular function: ATP binding; protein kinase activity. Lineage: Eukaryota; Metazoa; Arthropoda; Insecta; Thysanoptera; Thripidae. The transcript is spliced from 20 exons. The coding region runs from base 335 to 8287 and encodes 2650 amino acids. Gene Ontology annotation, biological process: protein phosphorylation.
ACCAGAGUGCAGCGGCCAGUUUUGUCUAAGAUGGCCGAGUGAGAGGAUCGCACGUCAACGGCCUCCGCUUUGGUCUUACACAGUAUUUGGCUCAAAUCGCCUUGUUGUUGUCGAAUGACGGCAUGUUGAUCUGCCCUCGAGUGCGCAGGAGUGCGUGUGUGUUUUUGUGCAGACCGCGGUAACCUCUGCGAGUGUCCCCUUUGGCCAGCCCAGCCCGCUCACGGCGAGCUCCCUUUGGUCCAUCCAGCCAGACUAGCUGGCUCGGCCCCGCAACUAAUGUCCCAGUGUUGUCCUAUUAUGUAUCGCAAGUCUCGCGUGUGAAAAGUGCCGGAGUAUGGAACACACAUGGCUCCUCCACAACCUGAUCGUGGCUUUGGGAUUACUUGAAGAAUGCUCUGCGUUCCCCAUCCACUUGGGAGCAGGUGGAAUAUGGAGCGCGGGGGUGGCGUCGCCGCUGACGCCCAUCGCCCUGGGCGCGGCCACGCUCCUGGCGGCGCUGGUGCUGCUCAUGGGCUGCGUCUGCUGCCGGCAGCAGAAGGGCUUUCAGGAAUUUACUGAUAGUGUUUCAUCCCAAAACAACCUUGAAUCUGCUGCUCCGCAUGGUAGUGGACAUUCUCACCGAGCAGCGUCUGAGUUAACAUUGUUUCCACCAUUGGGCACCACACUCAAUCAACCAGGGGAUCGAUCAUCUGUUGUUCAAUUUGAACCGCUGCCUGAUAUCCAUGUGGUGGCAGCUGCAGCUGCUGCCGCACGCCGCAAGCCUGCUGCAUUUGGAAACACACUUCACCAUGGCCUAUCAGUUCAUGAUUGGUUUGAAGGUUCAGUUGAAAAUUUUCCACGCCAACAACUACAGUACCUUCGUGAACUGGGACGAGGAUGGUUUGGCAGGGUGGUGGAAGGAAAGGCCAAAGAAAUAAUUCCUGGACAUGCCACAUCAAAAGUCAUUGUUAAAAUACUUCAUGAAGAUGCUACUCCUACUGAUCAGUCCUACUUUCUUCAUGAGGCGAAACCUUACAAAACUUUGAAGCAUCCUAAUGUUCUUCGUCUUAUUGGAAGAUGCUUGGAAACUCAUCCAUUUCUUCUUCUUCUAGAAGAUUGCUCAUCUGGAACGCUGAAGACAUUUCUAGCGGAAAACCGAACAAAUGCCGAAAAAUUCUGUGAGCAAGGAGUACUCCUUGAGAUGGCCUGUGGAGUAGCAGCUGGACUGCACCACAUGGUAGAAAAUGGGUUUGUUCACACUGAUCUUGCUGCUAGAAACUGUUUAGUGUCUUCAGACUUAACAGUGAAAGUAGGGGACUAUGGAACAAACAUUGAAACUUUCAAGGACGAAUACUACUGUGUGAGUGAUCUUGCUAUACCCAUUAGAUGGGUAGCCCCAGAAACACUACACUGCACUGAUACUACUAUUGAAACUAAAGAAGUCACAGCUAGUGCAAAUGUGUGGAGUUUGUCUAUUGUUUUAUGGGAAAUAUGUGAGUUUGGUAAGCUUCCUUACACCAACCUCAGUGAUGAUGAAGUUAUCGAGCAAGUCCUAGGAAAAUGUUCAACCAACUUGCCCUUUCCAACUUAUGAAAAUCAACCACAUGUGCAUAAUUUAUACCAUUUGAUGAAAAUAUGUUGGGUGGAAGCAGAGAAACGACCUCCGUUAUGGAGAGUUGCUGCAAUGCUCAAACAUCUGGUUCAGCACAAGAGCUCCCCAGCACAUACAAGUGCAAAUAACAAUAACAAUAGUACAACAAGCCUAGAUGAUUUUGAAAGAAGGUGGGAGCUAUCAAAACCCAACUCUGUUCCUAAAAUUGACAACCAGGUUGGAACAACCAGUAUGCAGACAUCCCCUGUAAAAUCAGUACUGUUACAACGAUGUGCUUCACUUGAAGAUAAUUCUGCAAGCACAGCGCCCCACCUGGAGUUGAAUACUGCAACAGAUAAAUCACGCACUACUGCCUCUGCUAACUCACCACAGUUAUCAGUUUCUAGUAGCUGCACUGGGGAUGGCUUCAUUCCCUCCCCACUUGUUGCUCUUAAAUCUCCUAGCCUGCAAAAUCUCCGUGGAUCUGUGGAUGAGUUGUAUAAUCCCGAGUCAAAAGAAGGUGCUCAUGAUAUUAAAAACAGACAGGCUCCAGAAACUGUAGCUGAAGAGGGAGACUUUGAUUCAUGGUUGAAAGGCAUGGACACAUCCACAGAAGAAGAUGUUCGAUUUGUUCGCAACAUUUCUGAAGCCAUACGUGAUUUAGAUGAAGUCUUAGCUCAGGAGAAAACAUCCUCUUCAUCACAGAAUUCAAGUGCUCAACCAAGUCCAUCACAGAUCACAUCUCGAGACUCCAAACCUGAGUCUACUAUCUUUACAAGCCAAGAUCAGAAGUUCACACUCGAUUUCAGACUGGGUCAAGCAGCUGCAUCGUCUUUUAUUAGUCACAAUAUUGGACUGUUGCAUUCGCAUGGGCAUGAGAGCCUCAGUCUUUCUCAACAUCGCCUGGAGUCAUCAGGCUCAGACACUGAAGACGAAACAUGGAGGAUACGCAUUGAGAGGGGAGAAUUUUCUGAGAAGGUGAAAGAAAAGUCAAGGAGUGUGGCAGAUUUGAUGGUUUUGACACACAUAGAUUAUAGUGAUGGGAGUGAUUCCGAUACAACUCUGGAUCUGGACUCAUGUGGAUCAACAUUUAGGAAGAAUGGUGCCGGAAGACGCUCAUUUAACAGAAAACCUCUUCAGUCUUCCUCAUCUAUAACUUAUGGUAGUGAAGGAAACAUACAUCAAGCAGUUCUUGGAGAAGAAUUUCAGGAAACAAUAAAGAAACUUCAGGAAUCCUUGCGCGAUGGUUCCAAAUUGGAGGCUAUUCCAGAUGUUUCUUUAUCAUGUAUUAGCAUGAGUAGCAAUGAUGCUCAUGAUAAUGUGCCUCAGGCUCAAUUUCCCUUAGACCAGAGUCAUUUUUUAGCCAAGCUGGCCUCGGAAAACAAAAUGAUGAAAAAUGACGGCAGUAGGGCCACACUCAGUGUUGCUCUCAAUACCAAGUUGGAUGAGGAACAAAACAAUUUUAAAACUGAAGAAUCUAACACCUCAUCAGAAAAUGGAGAAUCCAAGGAGAAACUAGAGACUCCCUUGAAUGGUGAUGCUUAUUUUGCCUCCUCAGGAAUCACAUCUGUAACUAGUCAUCCAUUAGAAACUAUCUUGAAUUACUCUGAAGAUCGUGAACCAAGCAAGGAGGGUAGUCUUAAAGAAGGAAAGGAAGAAAUCUCGAAUAUUAAUGGGCACUGUAAUAGUAUUAGUGGAGAGAAAUUCUUAAUUGCCAGCACUCCAAUCUCCAGAGAGUCUAAUUCAAUACGACACUCAGAUAUUGACACAUUUGACAUGGAUUCCAGUUUACUUUGCUCUCAGUCACUAAGCCUCAUUGAAUCUGAGAAAAGUGAUUCAAUUGUCUGUUCUCCAGCAAAUAGACCACCAUCUCCCACUCCAGAUGAUAUUGAGACAAAAAAUGAAAGUUCGUCAUGUGUUAUUCUGGGUCCCUUUGAAGACUCCACUUUAGACUACUUCAAAGGAUUGAAAACAGCAUUUCCUGUGAUGAAAACUCUAAAUUAUGAUACUACAAAUGAAAUGGAUCUAGAGGAAAAUUCCAUAGAAACAUGGGACAAAUUCCUAGAUCAUGCUAUGCAACCAGAAAACUGUGAUUAUCCCUCUUUCUCUGAUGUAAGUUUCCAAAAAUUGGAGUCAGAAUCACAAGGGAGUGACUCUAAUGCCCCCAGUGCCUCAAGUGACAUUUUAGGAAGCAGCUUUGAGAGAAGUCUCCCUGAAAAGUUGACUGUAGGGAGCCCUGUACCUCAUUUAGAUGUGAAGCUCUCUGAAUUUCCUGCCUUUAAUGGACAUCAACCUCAAGGAGAUGCAUCUGAAUCUGGAGAUGGAAAAGAGGCUGAAAUAGGACUUGAAUCUCAAGUUUCUGCUUGCGCCGUAUCAACUAAUAAAGUGCUAGAUCCUGCCUCUCUAGUGGUUCCUAGUGUCAAUGUCAUUGCAGCAACUCCGAUUACUUCUGGCCGUAACACCCCUAAUGACUUGACAAAUAGUGAUAUUGAUUCAGUGAGUAGUGUUACCAAAGAAUAUCCUGAUGUCACUGGUUGUCUGGAAGAUAACAUUAUCAGUGACAUUAAAAUAGUUAGUGAAGACUCUGAAAAAGUCUAUCAGAAUUUGAAAGACUCAUUUUCUCAGAACCAAUUUGCUGUGCCUGAGAUCAAAAUGAGUGGAGGUAAUACACCUAAAUUUGAUCCUGAUCUGCCAUGUUGUAACCUAAGUGACCGUGAUUUUGUGUCAGAUGACAAACGUUUUGAUUUACAAAACUCAGCAUUUGACAUUUUUCCGACCAGUGUUGAUGGCACUCCUAAUGGCAACUUUGUUGAAGUUUUGGAAACAGGCUGUUACACAAGUUCAAGCUUAGAUGGAGAAUUGACUGACAAAGGUUUCAAGCCCGUUAUACCACUCUUUUCUAAAACUUUUGACUCAAAAGAAGAUGCUAAUGGAGAAAUACUUGAAGAUGAUGAUGAUUUUGGUUUGGGUGUUGCUAAAAAUCUGACACCUGAUGAUGAGAGAAGUAGUGAUUCAGGUUUUCGUGAUAAAGGAAGUUUGAGUGAAAGUUGUGAAGAUGCUUGCGAUGAGAAAUACAACUUAGAAGACAUAGAGGCAGAGUUGGAGGAAGCUUUCUCCAAAGGAGUCUUUGCUAGACAGGACUCACCUACCAGUAACAAAGGUGUGGAGUCUGAUUGUGAAGCUGUUGAUGAGUCAUUUUCUGUAACAUUAACAGAUGUUGAAAAGCAAAGAGAGUUGAGAGAAGCUGAAAUUAAUCAAUCAAGAGAUCCCUGUCAUCGACUAGAUGACUUGCUCAGGUGUGAUCAAAUGCAUGAACCACUUUCUGUAGAUGUGGAAUCCUCUGUUGAUUUCUUUGGAACAAGCCCAGCUCUUUCCCCCAUACCACAGAGUAGUGGGUGGUACCUACAUCCUCCUCAGGUUAAUGAAGAAACUCAUGCUGAACCUAUUAGUGGAAAUGAUAGUAGCUAUUUUUCAUUCAAUCUUGAUGAAGAAUUUGUAAAUGCUAUCAGAAAUGAGUUACGAGAAAAACUUCCUUGUGCACAGAUGCAACGCGAAGAACAUCAGCCACAACUUUCAGAUGAAGAAGAUAAUUCUGAUGAAUUAGAUUCAGAUGAUUCACCGUCUAGAGAAAGGACUAAUAUUAUGAUCCAUUAUAAAACUUACCCUGCACCUUUAUCUCCUAUUCUAGAAGAAAGGGAAAGUCUCUGCUCUGAAAGCUUUUCCCCAUUGGGUGGUUGCAAUAGCUCAUCCUGUUCAGAACAGUUAAGCCCAGUUUUUGCCGUUGAUCGAAGCCCAAGCAACCAAGGAGAUGGUGACGUACGCCAUAUGGAAAGUGAAUGCCCUGCAGAAGUUGAUGGUGAUCUUAGUGAUGACUGUGGAGAUUGUGGAGAUUUUGAUGAAAUAAGUGAACACGAUGCCCUUCCACUUGACCUGAAAUUCAAUAGUCCCAGCAGCCUCAACGAAGUACCUUGUUCUAUUGACUUAUGCAUGAAUGAUGAUGGUGAUGAAAAUGAUGAUGAUGAUGUUUUGAUUGUAAACACCGAAACUAAUGAAGCUACUCUUCUGGAGAGUCCAAAACCCACAGGCAAGUUCUCAUUUGGUAAUGAUGAGUGCGAUGACUCAAUCCAUGAUGACUUUGUCCCUGACUUCUUAAGUGUCGCUGGAAGCUAUCAGUUGCCUGAGAGCAAACUAAACAAUGUUGAAAGAAUGCGCUCGGAUCUUUACUUGGGAAACAGACCAUUAACAUUGGCCACAUUACCACAAAGUUCAGUUGACAUAGAAUUUGAAGAUGAUAAUAAUUCAAUGACACCUGAUAGUAUUACAUGCGAAAAAUCUUUCAGCGAAAGAACUGAAGAUUCUGCUGUAGGACUUGCACUUAGUGAAGUUAUGACACCAGACAGUCUUGCUGGUGAAACCCAGUGGACUUCAGCACAAAUGUGUGACUCGGGCUUUGGUACAAUUAUCAGUACUGUGCCUUCAUCCAGUGGCCCAUCUGCAGACAGUCCUGACAGGAGGUCUUCUGAAGUAGAGUCAAUUAUAAUUGAGCCGGAUGCAUCAAUGGGUAUUUUGCCGCCAGCCUCAGAUAAAACUCUUAUUAAAGAAGACGAUGCUGUGGAAUCAACAGAAGCAACUCAUUCAACAGAAGACAGUGAAUCUUCUGUUAGCGUUAGCUCUCAUUCAGUAAUUGCUGGACCUCUCCCUCCUAACUCUGGUGAUUCGAAAACAUGUGCCACUGAGGAUCAUGUGGUUCUGGCAUCAUCAGAUCCUUUGACCAGUAGUGAUAUUAAAAAGGAUUUAAAACUAUUCAUUAUGGAAGAGGCAAAGUUUAGCAGUUCUGUAUCAAGUUCAUCCCCUCAAUCUUUAAAGGAAAUGGCAAAAAAUACAAUUAAAAGUAAGUGUUCUUCCACUGUUCAGACACUAGCCUUCAACAAUGAAGACUUUCUUGAAAAGUCUCAUCUCAUCAGUACAGAAAAAACAACACACUGUGUACCAUGUACUGCAAAUGGCUCCCAAAGUUCAACUUCAAAAAUAAUUGAAGAUUUGGAGUUUGAAAAUAAGAAUUUGAAACAAUCUCGUUUAGAGAUGCAUGAGCCCUUACAAACUUUAGCAUUUAGUGACGCUGAUGUCACGGAGAGAAACAACUUUCCUGGACUAGGUCACAUUGUAGUGAGCUCCAUUAUUGCUCCUCUAACUCCCAGUGAUGAAACACUAAUUCCUGGAACCUUGGCGUUCAAUGAAAGUCCUGAGUCACCUCGUGCAAUCUUGUCACCUAUAUUCAAAGAAAAUGAUUCAACUGAAGCUGAAAGUCAUUUGAUGUCAACGUCUUUCAUGUCAGCCGAUGAUGUGUAUGAGGAUCAUGACCAUUUCACACCUGAUUGGGAGUCAGGUUCUGAUGGAUGUGAGUCCGAAACUGCAUCAUCAUCUAGUGGAGAGUUCAUCUGGAAGGAUGGUGAGAGAGAAUCCUCUGUUAAGGCUGUAAAUGCUGUGCCUGAUUCUGCUCUCAGUAGUGCUCCUGAUCAACAGACUUACAACCAAAAUACAACUGAAUUUCCAAUGUCAUCAAUAAUGGAAGAGGAGGAAGAUGAAGACAAUAGUGGAUCUAGCAGCUGCACAUCAGACUCUGAGGAUGAUACUGAAUUCGUACCGUCUGCGUGGGACAGUCAGGCAACUCCUAGUCGCUCAGCUUUGCGUAGUCCAGAGAAGAAAGUGGAAGUCAACAAUACAGUUGAACAUAAGAAAAAUGUAAGCUUUAAGAGGCAGCGGUAUCACUGCGUUUAUGAGUACCCUCGUGAGCUCAGUGAUUCUGAUGGAUCUGAAUUUGCCGAUUCACCAAGUCGUCGACGCACAUGGGAUUUGGAAAAUAGUACCUACAACAUGCAUGAUUGGGAUUUAGCUGUUAAUGAGGGCAUGGCUGAGACAUCUUGUCAGGAUGACACAAAAGAUGAGCAGUUGUCUGCUUCACCUUCUGCAUCUCAAAAACUUUAUGAGUUUUACAAGUUAAGCAGUGCUGAUUAUGGCUUUGGUUCUACCAUGUUAUCUGAGGAUGGAGAAUUUUUCAUAAGUAGUUCUGCACAACCGUUCCACACUUUGGGAGAAGCAGGUCCAUCAGGAGGCAGUGAGUUUUUCCCUGGGCGAGAUUUAACUGUUAGCAGUGUUGAUGAUGGCGAUGUAGUUGAUGGCCCAAUGGAUCAUAAUUCAGUGAAGAGUGGGCUGCCAACAAACUCUGAGAAUCAAAAUUGGCGGCAUACCGAAGACUUCUCAGAUAGUGAUAGUAGUGACACCAAUAUGAUAACUGCUUCAGAGGGUUCAUUUAAUCAGCAGCAGAGUGGAGACUCGAAUUCGUCUUCGACUCCCAUGGUUACUGCAAAUGGAAGUAGCAAGAGUAGCGAAGACUCCAGUAUUUACCAUUCUAUACCCUCUAAUCAAGAACUGCAAGUUGAUAGUGGAAGUGAUUCCCCUUUAUCUGAACUUUCACCCACCUCACCACUCUCCCCGUCCUCUCCAUCUCAUGGACUUGGUGAACUACGACAUACAAGAGACCGCCUAAAGUUAGAUUUACCAGCUGCAAAUACUACUUUUGUUUUAGUAGCACCUUGUAAGAGGAGAUCAGUAGAACAAGUUAAAGGUGAAGCGUCUUUAUUGGAUGGUGAAGAUGGCUUGAAAGGGAGCAAGGCUUGUGUGAAUGAGACUCUGCCGGUCAGCAGCAAUGUUCACUAAAUUGGUGAAUUUGAUGUGUUUUCGAGAGUGUGAUAUUGUUAGCUGGUAUAAUCCCUCUUUUAUUCCAUGUAUUUUCCAAAUUAGAACCUUUAAAAACAUGAGAUAAAUGUGAAGAAAAGACUUUAUACGUAACUAAAAAUAAUGUGAUUUUUUGACUCAGUUGUUAGUACAUCUAUAUUCACAUUUCUAAGUUGUGAGUAUAUGUUCCACUUGGAGCUAGUUUCCCUACUUCCAAUUCUUUACCAGUGUAGAUGAUAGCCAUUGAAACCAGUAUAAUUACUCAUUCUUAUAGUGUGCAAGUCAUAAAUAAGAAUUUCACUAAUGGUGCUGGUUUUAAUUCUGUAUUGUCACCAGGAAUCCCCAUAAGCAGGGAUUCUGUUUGUGUUAAUUGUUUUGGUUUUCCGUCCUUUUCCGAGUCUGUUUUGUGGCUUCUUAGAUGUUUCAUCCAUUGCUGUGAUUUAUUUCCUUCUAUGAAUUUGUCUGAGAGUGACAAAGUAACUCUAAAGUUGAUCUGUUAGUAAUUUUUACUUUUUAUUUAGUACUCCUCAACAACUGGGUGUGUGUUAAAAGUGUGGAACCCUUAUGUUCAUUCUAAAGAUAGUGUAUCAAAACACAGAAUGCAAUUUGUUCUGCAGGGGUGGCAAAGAUUGUGAAUAAGACUGAUACAUGUCAUGGAGGAUUAUAGUGUGGAGUUUUGUUGGUUCAUAUUUUUGUGAUAUUAUAAUUAUGUUGUUAAAGUCAUGACAUUUUUGAAUUUGUGCACGGCAAUUCACUUCUUUCCUUGCAAAACCUUUAAAUAUGUACAGUACAGUACAUAUGUAGAUUUUUAAUUUCUUUUAAAGUUGUUCAACAUCAGUAAACCUGAUUAAUAAUAUUCCUGUCUGAUCCUGUAUUAUUCUUAUGUUCAGUACUGAACUGAUAUGGAUGCUUAGGAAUCAAUUCAAAUUCCUUUCAUAAAACAGGAGAAGGAUGCGCCGUGUCAUUGGUACAAUGGAAAACUUUGUGUACUUUGCACAAACUUUACAUGUUUACUUUUUGUAGUUUUACUGAAUAUGAUUAUAUAAAUUAUAUUUACCCUCUUUAUUAUUAUUGUUAUGAUUGUAUUACUAUUAUUAGAUGUACUACUUUUCAAUUUUGGGGGGCAAAAUGGCAAAAUUUUCUCUUUUGUUUUCUUUCUUCCCAAAUAUAUGGGAUUGUUUUGCUGAAUUUGUGUUUUUUUGCUUGGUGAAUUUAGGUGAAAUUUCAGAGACCGAGAACCGUCCAGUAAUUGUUCCUGCCGAACCUGUUUUGAUGUUUUAAAGAGACUUCUAAUUGGAGCUGUCACUGAAGUAUUCCGAGGAAAUGCAAUAUUUUAGUUGAUUUUAUUAGUUGAGAUCUUAAUUUUUAUCAAAGACUUGGUUUGCUUCUAAAAAAUUCUUUUUUUACUCUAAAUAUUGUAUUAAAGUUAACACUAUAAACUGUAAUUUGCCCCUUGAUAUCAGUCUACAAAUUAAAUUAACUGUAUGUUCGGUAGUGUGUAUUCUCAUUAUUGUCUGGCAAGAUGGCCUAAAUUAAAGCUGGCUUUAUGAGAUGACCAUCUGUCAUAGGCCAAGUUAAUUUAACAGUAGAUUUAGAUUAGUGUUUGUGAACUAAGCGUAGGUAAAUUUGCAAUUUUGGUAAAGAGAGGUUUGCGUUAUACCGUCCUAAACAGGAUGCCUGGACUGUGUCAAAGGUUUUUGACCUUUUAUUUCUUGCCAAAGGGUCCAUCUUGACCCCUGUAGUAUUGGCCCGUCAGUCUAUUGCUGCAUUCUAUUUUUCAGACUUGGAAAGAAAUUAAACCUCUCUUAACAAUUUGCAGCAUGAGAUGUUUUCCAUACAACCCUCCAGGAAAUUUUUAAUCCUUUCCAUUUUAAAUUCUGAUGUGGCAUGGAUGGGCCUUAGAGUUCUCUACAUUUCUUUAUUGUUCAGUCGAACUGAUGAUUUUUAGUCUUGCUCAUUUUGUAUUUAUUACAUAUUUAUUUUGAUAAUAUUCAUAUGUUUUGUGUAUUGUAGUUACUGAUUUUCGAAGAAUAUGUAUAUAUUGGUGAAUGUAUAACAAGGUAUACCAUUUUUAAAUACUGUAAUUAAUGCAUCUUUGUUGCAAAGAUUUUGUGGCCAUGGGGCAUAAGGUCCAAUUAAAUGUGAGCCCUUUUGGUAGCUUUCCCCCUCAAGACUUGUUGCCAUUCUUCAUUGGUAAGUUUAAACCAUUCCAGGCCUUUUACAUCUGUUUGUUAGAGUGCCACAUGAUGUAAGUUUAACUAAAGUAGUCUCUUUUUUUGUCUCUAUUUAUUAAUGGGUUUAAAAUCUUCAAAUCUCCUUUUCAUGUUAUAUCUUGUAGUUGUUUUAGGUAGUAAAGAGCAAAUUGGCAUUGAUCAAACUCUGUUGUUAUUUAACUAAAUAUAAAGUUAGUUCGUGGUUGGUGAAUGUGUAUGUGUACAGCUUUUCCCAGAAAUGGAGAUCCAUAUGGUUCUGUAUAGUGUGUACUUUGCCAAUAUGUGCAAGAUUUGGGAAAGCAACACUGCUUUAGAAGAAAUGUGCACAUGGCAGUUUGCACAUGGCUUUGUACCUGGUGUGUUCCUUGCAGAAGUAGCCUUAUGGUGUAUCAAAGAAGUUAAUUAGUUUUAGAUUUUGUGGGAAUUCCUACAUUGUACAUGAUGAAUGAUAAAUGAAAUGUGAUUAAGACUUUUAUGUACAUUGAUAUUUGUUCUGAAAUGGUUGUAUUUGUGUCCACAGAUCUUGUAAGAUAGGCUACCAACCUGUCUGUGUAGUUAAAAUGUACUGCACAUGUUUAACUUGUUAAAGUUUGUCACAACAUGGUAUGCUCUCGGUGCUGUAACUGUACCCGACAGUUGUGCUUGGUUUUCGAAGAAUGGUGAAAUAUACCCUACAUAAAUUUAUAAAAUUCUUAAUAAAAAAUAUUUUACUUCGCAA